Molecule: messenger RNA, 2064 nt
Organism: Macrosteles quadrilineatus (aster leafhopper)
Lineage: Eukaryota; Metazoa; Arthropoda; Insecta; Hemiptera; Cicadellidae
Exons: 1
Coding region: 1-2064 (687 amino acids)
Source: RefSeq, a predicted model, not a curated record
AUGAUCUCCACUCAUCCCUGCAGCGCUUCUGGACCUUGGAAGAACCCCCAAUUUGUACAAAGAAGACUCAGGAAGAAGAACUUUGCGAUCUCCACUUUAGGUCGACCCAUUCGAGGGAUUCGACAGGACGCUAUAUCGUCCGCCUUCCUUUUAAAGAAAAUCAUACUCCCCUCGGGACAUCCAGACCUCAGGCUGAACGCCGUCUCUAUUCUCUUGAGCAGAAGUUCAAUAGCCAACAACAUUUCCUCUACUCUCUAUCAUGAUUUUAUGGAUGAAUAUCUCUCUCUCGGUCACAUGACCAAACUUGAAACUGUUGAUUCAACCUCUCAUCACUACUAUCUCCCCCAUCACGGAGUUUUGAAAGAAAGUAGUAGCUCCACAAAGCUUCGAACUGUGUUCGAUGCUAGUAGUAAGACCAGCACUGGCGUGUCUCUAAAUGACGUCUUACUUACAGGUCCCAAGCUCCAGACGAACAUUAUGCUCCAUUUCAGGUGUUAUAACAUUGUUUUCUCUUGUGACAUUCGUCAGAUGUAUCGUCAAAUAUUAGUGCACCCAGACGAUCAAAAAUAUCAACUAAUCUUGUGGCGCAAUAACUCUUCACAGGAGCUUUCUACCUAUCAGCUGGCUACUGUAACAUAUGGGGUCAACAGCAGUCCCUAUCUCGCUAUCAGAACGCUUCAUCAACUUGCUGAAGAUGAGGGUGAGGCGUUUCCUGCUGCUGCUCAGGUUAUAACCUCCAACACCUAUGUUGAUGACAUAAUCACCGGUGCUGACACGGUUAAAGAUGCUCUACAACUUCAAGGCCAGCUAAUUAGUCUUCUGUCCCGUGGUGGAUUUGAACUCCGGAAAUGGUCAUCCAACGCUAAGGAACUCCUUCAAACUCUGCCUCAAGAACACCUAGAAUUACCAGUAUUUCUGGAACUUGUCAACGAACCUCUGUUUUCAAUAUUAGGACUACAUUGGUCACCUGUCUCUGAUUGCUUCACUUAUAAUUUAAAUUUCUCUGAUGCAGUCAAUGUGACCCCUACAAAACGCCGAGUGCUCAGCUUAAUUGCCAAAAUCUAUGAUCCUUGUGGUUUUGUCGCUCCAUGUAUCAUGGCCGCAAAGUGUUUUAUGCAACUUUUGUGGACAACAGGACUUGAUUGGGAUGAACAGCUCCCCCCUGACUUGUCUGAUAAGUGGAAUACCUUCCUCUCUCAUGUAAAUCACGUCUCUAAGAUCAAGGUUCCACGAUCUCUUAUGCUCAGCUCCUCAAAGAAAGUCGAAGUACACGGGUUCUCAGAUGCUUCGGAGAGCGGAUAUGCAGCGGUGGUGUACUUCCGCAUUCUAAUGUCAAACGACGAAGUGAUAGUUCACCAAGUCAUGGCAAAAACUAGAGUAGCCCCCCUCAAAAGAGCGACAUUACCUCGCCUCGAACUCUGUGGUGCUCACCUCUUGGCACAGUUGAUAGCACAUGUCUGCAACGUUUUUAAAGACCACAUUUCCUCUCCUUCAAUUUACUUGUGGUGUGAUUCCACUAUCGUCCUCACGUGGUUACAAACACCCUCUUAUCGGCUCAAAACCUACGUAGCAAACCGAGUCGCCCAGACUCAGGAGCUCAUCCCUUCGCAUUGCUGGAGACACAUACAGGGGAGUGAAAAUCCAGCUGACUGCGCCUCUCGCGGCAUUCUUGCCUCUGAUCUCGUAGAUCACCCUCUUUGGUGGAAAGGACCCUCUUGGCUUCAUUUGGAUGAAGAUGCAUGGCCUAACCCCAAAUUUUCUCCUAUGGAUUUGUCUUCCACGGAUGAGGAGAAACAUACCCCCCUGACCGUACUAACAGCUGUGAAGCAAGAAGAGUGGAAUUUACUCACCCAAUUUUCUUCAUGGACACGUCUUCAAGCUGUCUUGGCCUACGUACAACGGUUCAUACACAAUGUCCGCCACGCUGACAAGCGUGUAGGACCCCUCUCAUCUGACGAACUGAAGUCAGCCUCCACCACACUCUUCAAGCUAGUCCAUAACUAUCCAGUUUUCAAGAAGACAUCCUCGCCUUGGAAAAGAAGAAAGAAGUAUCUUCACGUCUAA